CUUUGUUCGCUCGUCACAGACACAAAGCUUGGCACUGGACAGAACGCUGCCUCCUGAGCGUCUGACGGCACGAUAGCAGCAAUCUACACGCCCGUACAGAGCAGCCCAUCUUGACACCAGCUCAGAUCUUGCUUUGAUCUCCUGAACGCGAUACAGGCGACAAAGACACGCGGUCGCAGGAGGGACGACAUACGAUUGAGACAUAUCAUAACACGCUCGCUAUAGUACACAUCCUACACCAAGAUCACACUGAUCUACAUAGAGUCACCUUGACAUCACGAAGGAGUCAGAAAUCCAACAGGAACGAUCUCGCGCGGUUGUCUCCCUUCAGGCACACGCUACAUUGUCCAGCCCACUAAGCACUCCUCGGUGCAUUCAUUGACCUUGCGCUCUCGAUGACCUUUGACGGUGAACCAUCUGGUAUGGCGAGACGACGACGAUCCAUCUCUGGCGCGCUAAAUGCUCGCGCUCAUAAGCCUGACGGAGAUCAGGGCGUCUUCUUUGCAGGCGCGAAGCGUCACGUCAUUCAGCCUAGAGCAGCCGCACAUCACCCGAAGAAGCAUGCUAGUCAUGCAUUGCUCAUGAAGGACGCGAAGCUGUCAUCAGACACAAAAAAGGCGAACAAAGGCGUCAACAGCAAAGCCGAAUUGGCCGGCCUCGCAAAGACGCUGACCGAUGCUUCGGGAUCAAAGGCCGUCGACAAGUCUGCAAACUCGAAAGGCAAGACCAAUGCAGUCACUCCCGACAGCAAAGCAGUUCGAGCAGACGCGGCCGCUGCUGCCAGCUCGUCAAGCGCGACCUCUGCGCGCGCUGCCGCCGCCGCCGCCGCCACUACUACUUCUCGUCGUCGUCGCACCUCAGCGUCGAGCUCAGCUGCGGCUGCUGUUUCUUCAGCCUCUGACGCUGGAAAUGACAAUAGCGACAAUGAUGCAGCCACACUAUCUGCGACGACCGCAGCGACUCGUACAAGCGCGGUUGCAGCUUCGCCCCUGACAAGUGCUGCACUCGCACGAGGCACAGCUGGCAGUGCCAGCACGGUCGGUCUCCCCACGACCGCAACCGCGGCCGGCGCGGCAGGCGGCACAGGCUCGAGCCAUUCAUCAGGCAUCUCGACGGGUGGCAUCGUCGCCAUCGCUGUCGUGUGCUCUGUCCUUGGUCUCAUCGCAGUCGGAUUGAUCGCCCGGCAGCUCUUGCAUCGCAGACAGCGCAGACGCGGUGGCCUGCUCGCUGCAAGCGGCUCAUCGCCGAAGAAAGGCGCAAUGAUCCGACUCGGCAGCGCAGGCUCUGGCUCAACCGGCUCAAACGAGAAGAAAGGUUACAGACGCAACGGAGAUGACGAUGACGAGCUGUUCGGUGCCAUGGACGCCAACGCGCUCGGCAACCGCGAACUCAAAGAUGACGCUUUCAACGAGAAGUUCAGUGGCGCGGCGUCCGAGCAGGGCGGCAUGGCUGGGAUGGGUGCUCCCCUCGGCAUGGGUGGCAAUGCAGGCAACAAUAUGGGCUCUAAUAGCUCGCCUUAUUCCGCAGUCAGACAUAUGUCGAACUCAUCUUCGUCUGCCAACGGGCACCCCUCGUCACGCACUCUGCUCGCUAACGGCGCCUUGCCGCCACCCGUGUCGAACGCCGGACAAGGCGUGCGUCAGAGCUACAGCAAUACGAUGAUGUCUGCGCCUGCCGUACCCGGCAUGAACGCGCUCUACAGUCAGCCCGGACAACAGCAAGCACAGUCAGCAAGGAGCGCAGAAGAGGGCCCUUUCGCCGAUCCAGAGUUUGCAGGCAAAGUCUUUGUCGUCCGCAGAACUUUCGAACCUUCGUUGCCCGACGAGCUGAUCAUCUUCCCUGGUGAUCGCAUUGAGAUCCUCAUGGGAUACGAUGAUGGCUGGUGCCUGGGCGAGAACCUUGACAGCGGCAACCCGCCUUUCCAGCGCGGCGUGUUCCCUCGGGACUGUGUCGAGGAAGAUCCCAGUCAAGCUCAUCUUGCACGACAUGCGCCGGGCUCAGUCGCAGUGGGAGCGCCGGGACCGCGUCAGUCGCAGCUCAACGGAGACGGUCAAGCACCCCAGAUCCAAGUCUCUGGACCCCAGGACGUCAACAGACUCAGCGUGGCCGGCAACAAACCAGCGCGACGGACGAGCUCUCUCAUUGCGAGCCGCGACGCCGAGCUGUUCAUGGCCCUCGGCGAGGUGCUCGAAAAGGAUCGUCACCGUGCACAUCACGACGCUCACUGGUCUGCGCCAGUACCUGCGCAGUUCAACGAGCACCUCAAAGACCUUGCGACUCGUUCUUGCGGCUGGCGGUCCUGCGACGAGGGUCAGCUGGAUCUCGACCUUGAACGCGUCGCGGAGGCAUACAGCCAGCAGCGUAAGAACCAUCUCAUGCCAACGACAUAUACCGCACUCUUGUACAAUCCUGAUUAUUCGCAUCCACUGAGGCCGUUCGGCUAUAGAGUUGCGUUAUAG
Messenger RNA from Mixia osmundae IAM 14324, 2459 nucleotides. RefSeq lists its product as uncharacterized. Gene Ontology annotation, molecular function: protein binding. The transcript has 4 exons. The coding region runs from base 396 to 2459 and encodes 687 amino acids. The record is from RefSeq and is a predicted model, not a curated record. NCBI's taxonomy places the organism in Eukaryota, Fungi, Basidiomycota, Mixiomycetes, Mixiales, Mixiaceae.